UGCCCGGUGGGGCUCAUGCUGAGCAGUUCUGGGGGGGCUGUGAUACAGGCUGGCGUGAUUUGUCUUCCUCUGUGCUGGCUUCCGGUCCAGGUAGGAGUGUGGAUUGAUGCUGGCAGCCGUUUCGAGACUGAGAAGAACAAUGGCGUGGGCUACCUGCUCGAGCACCUGGCUUUCAAGGGAACGAAGAACCGGCCUGGCAGUGCCCUGGAGAAGGAGGUGGAGAGCAUGGGGGCCCACCUUAACGCCUACAGCACCCGGGAGCACACCGCCUACUACGUCAAGGCGCUGUCCAAGGACCUGCCGAAGGUUGUGGAGCUCCUGGCUGACAUCGUGCAGAACUGCAGCCUGGAGGACUCGCAGAUUGAAAAGGAGCGCGACGUGAUCCUGCAGGAGAUGCAGGAAAAUGACGCCUCCAUGCGGGACGUGGUCUUCAACUACCUGCACGCCACGGCGUUCCAGGGCACCCCGCUCGCCCAAGCCGUGGAGGGGCCCAGCCAGAACGUGAGGAAGCUGUCCCGCGCGGACUUGAUGGAGUACCUCAGCAGGCAUUACAAAGCCCCGCGCAUGGUGCUGGCGGCAGCCGGGGGGGUAGAGCACCAGCAGCUGCUGGACCUUGCCCAGAAGCACUUCAGCAGCGUCUCCGCGACCUACCCCGAGGAUGCCGUGCCUGCCCGAUCUCCCUGCCGCUUCACUGGGAGCGAGAUCCGCCACCGUGACGAUGCCCUGCCUUUGGCCCACGUGGCCAUUGCAGUAGAAGGACCCGGCUGGGCCAAUCCCGACAACGUCGCGCUGCAGGUGGCCAAUGCCAUCAUUGGCCACUACGACUGCACUUACGGCGGGGGUGUGCACCUGUCCAGCCCGCUAGCUUCAGUGGCUGCGGCCAAGAAGGUGUGCCAGAGUUUUCAGACCUUCAACAUCUGCUACACAGAGACGGGGCUGCUGGGGGCACACUUCGUCUGCGACCGCAUGAGCAUCGACGACAUGAUGUUCUUCCUGCAAGGCCAGUGGAUGCGCCUGUGCACCAGCGCCACGGAGAGCGAGGUGACUCGGGGCAGAAACAUCCUGCGGAAUGCCCUGGUGUCUCAUCUGGACGGCACCACUCCUGUGUGUGAGGACAUCGGACGCAGCCUCCUGACCUACGGCCGCCGCAUCCCCCUGGCAGAGUGGGAGAGCCGGAUUGCGGAGGUGGAUGCCCACAUGGUGCGUGAGGUCUGCUCCAAGUACUUCUACGACCAGUGUCCGGCAGUGGCGGGAUUUGGCCGGGCGCCGCACCCUCACGCCCCACCCUUCUGCCCCAGGCCCCAUCGAGCAGCUCCCGGACUACAACCGGAUCCGCAGUGGCAUGUUCUGGCUUCGCUUCUAGGCAGCAAAAGCCUGUGCAGGCAGAAGGGUGGGGCUGGGGCGCCUGGUCCCCCGCACCAACAUGCGCUCCAGCUCCUCCGACUGCAGCAGGGCAGCACCAAUAAAGUGUCCUGCUGAGAA
Chinchilla lanigera (long-tailed chinchilla) is the source of this 1482-nucleotide messenger RNA. Its product is annotated as cytochrome b-c1 complex subunit 1, mitochondrial. The record is from RefSeq and is a predicted model, not a curated record. Gene Ontology annotation, cellular component: mitochondrion. Bases 16 to 1479 code for a protein of 487 amino acids. The transcript has 11 exons. NCBI's taxonomy places the organism in Eukaryota, Metazoa, Chordata, Mammalia, Rodentia, Chinchillidae. Gene Ontology annotation, molecular function: metal ion binding.